Molecule: messenger RNA, 309 nt
Organism: Echinostoma caproni
Lineage: Eukaryota; Metazoa; Platyhelminthes; Trematoda; Plagiorchiida; Echinostomatidae
Source: the annotation of a GenBank genome assembly
AUGGUUGUUGCAUACCUGGGUGCAGCCAUCAAUGCGAUCAGUUGUUAUGAGUGCAAAGCGUGUGACAAGGUGAAUCGGGACCAGUUGAAGAAAGGUUGCAUCAACUGUUCGGUGAAUAUAAUCACGGAGAAGAAUGUGUCUCGCAUAGACGCCCGGUUUUGUCAUGACAAGCAACCGUGUGAGGAGUACAGGGAUUGGAAGGAUGACAUCUUGUACGAAACAAAAUGUUGCAAUACGAAACGAUGCAACACGGAACAAUUGAAAUCGAAGAAGAAGAAGAAGGUCGACAAAUGUUUAGCAUUUCUUUAA